UUUAAUUAUUAUGAGUCUGUCAGAAAAUGAAGCCGAUGCUUCCAUGCAUCGGUUUAUGCCGCCACCACCCUCACGUCGACCAUACCGACACUCUCCCAAUCGACACAUUCCCUUAUCCAAACAACCAGAACCAUCUCCAGGUCCUCCAAAGUUCCCAGUGGGUGUUUCUUGGCCAAUCUUACUGGCCAUUGCACCUGCCCUUGGAGCCUUUCUUGGAGGUACUGCCGAGAUCUGGAGUGAUUUUAUUAUGAUCCUUUUGAUACUCUACUAUGUUUAUUCAUGGGUAACAGUCCCCUGGAGUUAUUAUGAAGGAGCAAGAUCACGUCGUAUGAUUCACGAAAAUGCAGUUCACAGCUCCCCAAAUCCCGCAGAAGCAGAACGAAGAGCUGCUAUUGCCGAUGAGCUUCACCGUCAUGAGCUUCUCGGACUGAUCUGGGUGCUUGUUUCACCUGCUAUUGCCGGCUACACACUACAGUACAGCCGCUACUUCUUGCACCACUACGAGCGAUACAUCAACUCCUUUAAUGUUGCCGUAUUCGUCCUUGCUGCCUCCAUAAAGCCACUUUCUCACGUCAUGAACCUUCUCAAGGAACGCACUGUCUAUCUGCAGAGCGAAAUCCAAGUUACCGAAAGCCAUGUUGAUGCUCUCCAAAAGAAACUCAAUUUGAUGGAAGAAGAGCUCUUUGGGCUGAGACGAGCCUUUGUUACCAAAAAAGAUUUAGGCCAGGUUACCAAGGAAAUAAAUCCUACUAUCCACCAGCUGGCCAAAUCAAUCCGACGCUUCGAAAGAAAAGAAUCUGCUAUGCGACAGUGGUCCGAAGAAUGCUUCGAGUCAAUAAACUCCAAAGUGCGUGAGUUUGAUGACUUUAUCUGUUAUCGGAUCGAACAAGACCAGCGUUCUUCGCACGGUAUUUUUGUCAGCCUUGUGUUAUUGCCGCUCAAUAUCAUCUUCUGGGUUGCCAAGCGUAUGACCGGAAUUUUCCCUAUCCCACGCAGUCUUUUGAGCUAUCCCAACAAGACCACUUGCCCACCAUCUCCCACACAUCAGCUUUAUCAUUGGCAACGGGUAGGAAAUGAGAAAUCAAAAGCUCCUAUCGGACCUCUUCCUGCACCUAUCCAGUUUCUUCCUGCUGCCGUUUCCACAACAACCACGACAACUACAGCUACAAAUAACAACAACAAUACCACCAACCCGUCGAUGGCACCCAAUUCUCAAGACACCAGAUGAAAUCCUUUUUUCAGCCUCAUUCCUCUAUAUAAAUAGUCUUCUUUACCACCAACCAGCAGCAACAACAACAACAACAAAAAACUAAAAAAAAAUGAAACAAUCAAACAAACACAACAUUUCCUUAUUUAUAUUCUGCCAUCUUAACACCUAACACCUACCUAACAUCGAACCUCAACCACAAAUUGAGCUCUAUUCAUCUAAUGAAAUCACCUUUUCCCUUCUUUACGUAUAUAUACAUUUAUUUUUUUAUCUAUUUAUUAAACUGUCAUUUUAACCACCUAC
Messenger RNA from Phycomyces blakesleeanus NRRL 1555(-), 1510 nucleotides. RefSeq lists its product as hypothetical. Lineage: Eukaryota; Fungi; Mucoromycota; Mucoromycetes; Mucorales; Phycomycetaceae. The coding region runs from base 11 to 1228 and encodes 405 amino acids. The record is from RefSeq and is a predicted model, not a curated record. The transcript is spliced from 3 exons.